Messenger RNA from Porites lobata, 2992 nucleotides. The record is from the annotation of a GenBank genome assembly. NCBI's taxonomy places the organism in Eukaryota, Metazoa, Cnidaria, Anthozoa, Scleractinia, Poritidae.
UAUAUUUUUUUGUCAUUACAGCGAGAGUGCAUAUCGGUACAUAUCGGGCAAGCCGGGGUUCAAAUCGGUAAUGCGUGUUGGGAACUGUACUGCUUAGAGCAUGGCAUUCAACCGGAUGGUCAAAUGCCGAGCGACAAGACCUUAGGCGGAGGAGAUGACUCUUUUAAUACAUUUUUCAACGAAACUGGAGCUGGAAAACACGUCCCUCGAGCAGUAAUGGUCGACUUGGAACCUUCGGUUGUUGGUAUGUACGCGAGAAAGAAAUGACAGUCUAUUGUUAUCCUCUUUUUGCUAUUAAUAUUUUAAACAUCUACCUGUUCAUUUUUUUCAUUUUGUUUCGCUUUUUGAUUUUUGAAAGCUGUACGGCGGAAUUUAGGAGAGCUAAACUUGAAAUACGCUUUCCCUUUUGGUAUGGGGACAAAUCAGUUUUAGGCAGGUUCAUAGUUGCGUUUUUUGACUAGCUUAAUUCGCUGACUAAAAAAAGGUACCUUACUUCCCAGUUCUAACUGCAAUGAUAGACCGCUUAUUUUAUCAGUGUUUGUUCAGUUUCUUGGCUAUUGUCGGUCCUUGUUACCGGUGUUGUCAAGGAAAGUUCUAUAGGCUUUAAAUAUUCAAUGAUUUUAUGAAAUGUUUAGGCGAGCCCAUCUUCAUCCGAUGGGCUUGCAUUGUUAACACAAAAUUGCACUGAUCUGACUUUUUGGUUCUCUAAAUUGAAGGGGGGGGGGGGGGGGUUGUACAUAGAAACUAUUUUCGGUGCGCCGUGCAUUUGAAGGGAUUUAAGCUCCUAGCUGAACUACUUCAGCGAAGAAUUUAUAGACACUUAGCUAAGAGCAGAUUACUGGGGUUCGUGCUGGGCAAGUUUUAAAACAGCGUUUUUAUUUGCCAGAUUUGACGGCGUCAAGUAAUGUUCAUAGUCUUUUGAUUUUUCCUUAUAGAUGAAGUUCGCACCGGUACAUACCGUUGCCUUUUUCACCCAGACCAAUUGAUCUCAGGCAAAGAAGAUGCCGCUAACAACUAUGCCCGCGGGCACUACACUGUCGGAAAGGAUCAAAUUGAUCUCGUCCUUGACAGGAUUCGAAAACUGGUAAGUUCAGUCAGGGACCCGUUGGUGGAAAGUGUCAGCUGACAUGAAAAAAUCCGCUAAGGGAUUAACCUUGGGAUAAUUUAACCAACAUCUCGAACUAAGUAAAUUCUAUCACCAGAGGUAUGGGAAAAAAAUUCUUCAAACGUUAAAUGGUCGGCCCCUUAAACCGCGCUUUAAGUCAGACUUCCUAUAAAUAACCGACUCUUUGGAUCUGUUUGUUCCGCAGAGCGAUCAAUGUACCGGUCUUCAAGGUUUCCUCAUUUUCCACUCAUUUGGCGGUGGUACUGGGUCUGGCUUCACUUCCUUGUUAAUGGAGCGUCUCUCAGUUGACUACGGCAAGAAGUCCAAGUUGGAAUUUUCUAUCUACCCCUCCCCCCAGAUUGCCACAGCAGUGGUGGAGCCGUACAAUUCUAUUCUCACCACUCACACCACCCUGGAACACUCUGAUUGUGCGUUCAUGGUUGAUAACGAGGCCAUUUACGAUAUAUGCCGUCGUAAUCUUGAUAUCGAGCGUCCCACGUACACCAAUCUCAAUCGCCUGAUUGGUCAGAUUGUGUCCUCCAUUACAGCUUCGUUGCGGUUUGAUGGUGCACUGAAUGUGGAUCUCACAGAAUUUCAGGUAAUUCCACAUAUACCAUGUAUACAUUUUACAAAUAUAUUGUUAUUUCAUUCUCCUCAAAGCAAAGAAUGAUGUCCUCCUCAACAGUACCCAUUCUUUUCUUUGCAGCCUUGAAAGGCAUUAUGUGUUGAAUUUACCCCCAGUUGAGUUUGGAUAGAGUUUUGCCACCGAGGCUACAAACCCUGACCACGACGAGAGACCCUAUUUUAUGACCUGAUGCGUUUCAUUUCACAUACAGAAAAAGAAUUAUCAUACUAACAUCGUGAAAAUAGAUUUUUUUUGGAAAAAAAUUGUUGGUACCACCCGGAACGCUCAUCGCUUUCACACUUUUCCCUGUUCACCCUGUUCAGCGGCAAAUACCCAUUGGCCAAAUUAUGAAUCCCCCAACAAUUUAGCCAAGGUAGCUCAGACUCGCCCCAUGCAAGGUUAUCGCAUUCAAGACAGGUUUAAAUUCUGGAUGCCACGCUGUGCAUUCCGGACCCCUGGUACCGGAUACCAGAUUCCUGGUCAAAGUAACUUGAAUUUCGAGAUUUUCAAUCGUAAGCAGGAAUCCGGAAUCCUUCAGCUGUAUUUCGGAUUCCAAAUCCCAUGGAUUAUGGAUUCCUGAUUACCUUACGUGAGGCAAUGGCUAUAGAUGGAUAUAAUUUGAAUUGGUUUCUCGCUGAGAGCGAUUUUCGUAUGAUGUUGAAAUGAAAACGCGCAAACAAAACAGAAGUAACAUAUAGAGCGAUUUGAUUGGUUAAUCGAACAGAUACAAACGCACGUGGCUUUUGGUUGGUUGGGCGAAUGCUCGGCUGAAAAAAAUUCAAGCCCGAGAACUUUUUAGAAAUCAAUCGAUACUUCGCUUUGACGUCAUACUGCAACACGAAUGGCCAAUAUAACGAUGCUCUCUCCAAAUUAGGGUUUUCUUUGGCGGGAAAACGAAGAGGCCAUCGAAAAUCGCUCUAAAUAAAUAAAUUCUCAACUGUUUUCCCUUGACGUUACAGACCAACUUAGUCCCCUAUCCACGCAUCCACUUUCCCCUGGCCACGUACGCUCCUGUGAUUUCAGUCGAGAAAGCCUAUCACGAGGAGUUGAAUGUCGCCGGGAUCACUAGCGCCUGUUUUGAGCCAGCAAAUCAAAUGGUAAAAUGCGACCCACGUCACGGCAAAUAUAUGGCUUGCUGUUUGUUGUUUCGCGGGGACGUGGUACCCAAGGAUGUCAACGCUUCUAUUGCUACUUUAAAGACUAAGAGAUCGAUACAAUUUGUAGAUUGGUGCCCAACUGGAUUUAAGGCAAGUUGCCCUUAG